Molecule: messenger RNA, 1919 nt
Organism: Jaculus jaculus (lesser Egyptian jerboa)
Lineage: Eukaryota; Metazoa; Chordata; Mammalia; Rodentia; Dipodidae
Gene: Lactbl1
Product: lactamase beta like 1
Exons: 8
Coding region: 156-1919 (587 amino acids)
Source: RefSeq, a predicted model, not a curated record
ACUGGGAGCUUGGGCAAAGUCCUGCAGAGAGCCCAGGGUGCUUCUCGCGCCCUCUGGAAUACAGGAGACCCUGUCGUGGUGCACAGGCUAAAUUGUGGAGCCUUCCAAAGCCUUCUGUAAGUGGAGCUUCAACCCAGAAUCCUCAAGGAGCUGGGAUGUUCCCUGCCUUGGGGAGGAUGAAAACUCAGGCUGGCCGGCAGCCCCGCCUGCUAAAAGGGAGCAAGAAAUGGCUGUUGCCAGCCUUCAGUGGUUUCUUCUUCCUGCUCUCCGUGACCAUGACUGGUUGCUUCCUGUGGCAAUAUCACCUCCCCAAGCUGCGGACUGGUUCCCUAGGACCAGAGGUGACUUCCACCCCUGUAAGGAUGUGCCCCCAGCACCCUGAGUCUGUGCCUCUGGCUCACCCCCUCCCUGUGCUGAAGGAGGCCCUGGAGCAGGUGGACAGGAUCCUGCGCCAAGCCAUGUCCGCCCCAGGCCUGGCUGCCAUGUCUGCACUCGUCAUCCACAAUGACACGGUGCUCUGGACUGGAAACUUCGGGAAGAAGAAUGGCUCGGACCCGAAUUCUGGGACUCCCAAUGAGCAUACCAUGUACCGGAUCUCCAGUGUCUCCAAAAUCUUCCCAGUGCUUAUGCUGUACCGCCUGUGGGAGGAGGGUAUUGUGGCUUCCUUGGAUGACCCUCUGGAGCGCUAUGCCAGCACCUUCUCCAUCACCAACCCACUGGGCAUGGCUCCAGUCCCAGAACCACAGGGCCUUGUGGGCAGACUCCAGGAAGCGGGUCCCUCUCUGAGGCCUUCGCCUGUCACACUUCGGAGGAUGGCCAGCCAGCUCUCAGGGCUGCCCCGAAGGCUGCGCUCCACUUCGCUGCUAUGGAAGGGCACCACUCAGGAGGCCCUGAAUCUGCUCAAGGAUGACGUGCUGGUGGCAGACCCAGGAACCAGAUGCCAUUACAGCACGUUGGCCUUUUCGCUCCUGGCCCACGUCCUGGCGGCCCACACGGCCCAAGGUGACUAUCAGCGCUGGAUCUCGGAGAACGUGCUGGAGCCCCUGGGGAUGACCGACACGGGCUUCGAACUCACGGCCGCGGUGCGCGCGCGCCUGGCGGCCGGGUUCUACGGCAGCGGGCGUCCGGCGCCUUUCUACGACCUGGGUUGGUACCGCCCGUCGGGCCAGAUGUACUCGACGCCCGCCGACCUGGCCAAGCUGGCCAUGGCGCUCCUGGGCAGCGGUCCCCGGCGCCUCCUGCGACCCGACGCGGCCAAGACGCUGCUGACCCCGCUGCUGGCCUGUCCGGGUGCCUACUUCGCCAACGAGACGGGCACGCCGUGGGAGUUCCACGCGCAGCGGGGCUACCGCGUGGUGCGCAAAGACGGAGACCUGGACGGCUACGCCGCCACCUUCUCGCUGGUGCCGCCGCUGCGCCUGGCCUUCGUGCUGCUGCUGGCCGGGCCGCGGCCCCCGGGGCGCGACCUGGUGGCGCAGGUGUACGACGCGCUGCUGCCCGCCCUGGAGCGCGCGCUGCGCGAGGCCGAGCGCAGCCCCGCGCCGCCGCCCAGCGCGCGCCCCUUCGCCGGCUACUUCACCUUCGCCAACCGGACCUUCUACGAGGUGCGCGCCGGGCCGGCGGGAGAGCUGCGCCUGCGCCAGUUCGGCCCCCGCGUGGAGGCGCUCGUGCCCGCCGCCUUCCGCACGCUGGCGCUGCGGCACGUGCGCGGCCGCGUCUUCCAGCUGCACGUGGCCCGCGAGUUCCCGUGCGCGCUCCCGCUCGCCGACACCUGGCUCUCGCUGGAGGCCCAGCACGGCCAGCUGGUCAACUUCUACCCCUUGGAUCGGCACGGGUUAUCCCCCGGCUUCGACGUGCCGGGGCUCAACACGUACCGGGUGCUGCGGCUGCAGCGCAAGCCUGUGUUCAAGACCCAGUGA